GCACCACUCUCUCCAGAUGUGGAGUUUCAUGAUCCUGUUCGGACCUCUGACUGCGCUGUUGAGCAAGAGAUGCUUGACCACGGUAUCUUAACAAGGGAGGACUUGGAUCUCAUGGUCCAUGGCAGUGAAUUGCCCAACCUUGGACCGAAUUUCCACAGUCCCGAGGCACUUCUUGCAGCGGUGGAUCAUUUUUCCGAAUAUAAUGCUGAGCAGCGCGCUGCGGCGCGUCAACUCAAAAAGAUGCUAGAGGAAAUUCAUAAUCAGCAGGAACGGGCUGAUGACGAGGUCAUCGAAGAGGAGCUGCUUGAUGCGGAUGGAGAAUUUGACGACCUACAGGGUUAUCAAGAUCCUGGCAAUGCUGAACUUGAAGAUGUGCUCGUAACGACUGGACAAACAGGUGAAGAUGACCCGGAUCCUUUCAUCACCGACGACGUCUUUGCGGGCUCUCUCGACACUAACCUCUCCCAUGUCCCACCACACUUACUCACCAUAUACGCACUUGUC
Suillus plorans is the source of this 504-nucleotide messenger RNA. RefSeq lists its product as uncharacterized. The transcript has 2 exons. The record is from RefSeq and is a predicted model, not a curated record. NCBI's taxonomy places the organism in Eukaryota, Fungi, Basidiomycota, Agaricomycetes, Boletales, Suillaceae. The annotation marks the transcript as partial.